Morone saxatilis (striped sea-bass) is the source of this 1465-nucleotide messenger RNA. RefSeq names its product E3 ubiquitin-protein ligase NEURL3. Lineage: Eukaryota; Metazoa; Chordata; Actinopteri; Moronidae. The transcript is spliced from 5 exons. Gene Ontology annotation, molecular function: ubiquitin protein ligase activity. The record is from RefSeq and is a predicted model, not a curated record. Bases 168 to 1004 code for a protein of 278 amino acids.
UCCUUUAGAGGGCGACAAAGCUCUGUAGACACUGGUGUAUGAUACAGCAACAACUGGACAUUUUAAGGCAGCCAAGACUGACACACUUCAUGACAAUUGAACCAAGAUACUGCAGUGAGCACAUCAUCUCUCAAGACACGAAGAAAAUUGCUGUCUAGCUCUUCAAGAUGGUGAGGGACAAUGACAACGGGAACUUUGAGAGGAGACACCGGUGCGGUCUGUGCUGCCUCGGCCCUCUGACCUUCCACAGUCAGGCUGUGGGAGAUCAGGUCUGCCUGAGUCACGGGCAUCGGCUCGCAGAGAGGAAGGAGUCCACUUUCAAGAACGGCCUGGUGUUCAGCAGCCGCCCAGUGAAGAUCCAGGAGAGGAUUCGUCUGAGGGUGCAGAAGGAUUUGUGUAACUGGCAUGGAGCUCUGCGUUUGGGCUUCACCAACAUCCCACCUUCAGACAAAUCUCUGCCUCUGCCCACCAUGGCCAUCCCCAACCUCACUGACACACAUGGGCACUGGGCUGCUCCUGUGCUUGAAUCCUACUGCCGUGCAGGUUCAGAGCUGGAGUUCUGGGUUUCUAAUGGAGGCAACAUAUACGUUGCUAACGAAAGCUUCGGGGAGCGCAAGAUAUUUACAGGAGUGGAUCUCAGACACCCGCUGUGGGCGAUGGUAGACAUCUACGGACAGACGUGCUCUGUUUUACUAUUGGGCUCAGAGAAACGAGGACUGCUUCAAACUAGACGGUCCUGUCCUGCACCUGAUGACCUCCCCGCACCCAACGUUGACAACCACUACAGUUUGAUUCCUGAUGGAUACAGUGAUGACAGCAUGUACUGUCUUGACAUGGAUCCAGCAGAUGAAGACAGUGUUACGAACUGUGUGGUGUGCAUGGGAAGAGAGGCCAGAAUCACUCUGCCUUGUGGUCACCGGUGUCUGUGUAACAACUGCAUCUCCAGAGUCAUCCUUGAGUUUGGCAGCUGCCCGCUGUGCCGGCACGAGAUCACAGCUCCAUAGGUGGGGAUGGGGAUGUCUGUCUCUGGGCUUGUCUGAGCUAAGUUUAGAAGAAUCCAUGCAGGAAUCACCAGAUAAAAGCUACUGAGUGACGGUAACAAAGAGAACACUACGAGUAAAUCCUGGUGGACCAGUGGUUGGAGAGGUUUACCACGUGGUCACGGUGUCACCGGUUGAAGCCCAGCCAGGAUACUUAUUAAACUGUCUCUUCCUUAAUAUGUAAAUGUUGUACAGCUUGUGUAAGAUAAGAUGUACUACGAUGUUGAUGUGAAGAUAUUGAGCGUGUGUGAAACCUUACUGUUUAAAAAAUGAGGAAACUGGAUUUGUAUUAUUACUGUUGAAGAAGGAAAACGUAAAUUCUUUUGGUGAAGACAAUCAAUAACUUAAAAGAUAUAUUUAUUGCACUCAGGGCAUAAUUUAAAAUGUAAUUUACAUCUUUCCAUUGUACAGUUUAUUUUACCUCC